GAAACCUGGGGUGAGGAACUCAUCAACCCCUCAACCGACAAACCCAGCGGAGCAGAGGGCACGCAAACCUCCGCAGGAUGGCUGACAACAAAGUCAGCCUCCCGGCUAAGCUGAUUAACGGGGGCGUGGCCGGGCUGGUGGGAGUGACCUGUGUUUUUCCGAUUGAUCUGGCCAAGACUCGCCUCCAAAACCAGCAGGGGCCUAAACUCUACACUGGCCUGCUUGACUGUUUGGUGAAGACUGUCAGAGCAGAGGGCUACUUUGGAAUGUACAGAGGUGCAGCAGUCAAUCUCACACUUGUGACUCCAGAGAAAGCCAUUAAACUAGCAGCGAAUGACGUCUUCAGGCAGAAACUGUCCAAAGAUGGCAAGCUUCCUCUUUGGGGAGAGAUUCUGGCCGGAUGCGGUGCUGGCACCUGUCAGGUUAUCGUGACGACACCCAUGGAGAUGCUCAAGAUCCAGCUGCAAGAUGCAGGCAGGCUAGCUGCACAGAGGUCGCCGACGACGCCGACGCCGGCGCCACCCGCGGCCACACCACAGCCAGCGCCCUCACUCGUCAACGCGAAAAUAUCCCAUAAUAUGCCUCGACCGCGGACCUCGGCGACCAGCAUCACCUUGGAGCUCGUGAGGACGCGAGGCUUCGCCGGGCUUUACAGGGGAGCCGGGGCUACGCUUCUCAGGGACAUUCCCUUCUCAAUGAUCUACUUCCCGCUGUUUGCCAACCUCAACACGCUGGGCCAACCCGCUCCAGGUUGCCAUGGCGAGCCGCCGAAGCGAGCCCCCUUCCUGCACUCCUUCAUGGCGGGCUGCACGGCCGGCUCAGUGGCCGCCGUGGCUGUUACGCCACUAGACGUGAUUAAAACCCGUAUACAGACCUUGCAGAAGGGCGAGGGAGAGGACUCCUACCGUGGGAUUGUAGACUGCGUACGGCGAGUGUUGACACGAGAAGGACCAUCAGCGUUCAUGAAGGGAGCUACCUGCCGAGCACUGGUCAUCGCACCCCUGUUUGGCAUCGCACAGGGAAUCUACUUCCUGGGUGUCGGGGAACAGGUGAUCAGCCUGAUGGAAUAGGAACAUGGAACAUGGAACACUAAACGUUAGUAGUAUGCAGUGGAUACAAGGCAGUCUUUGUCCUUCCAUAUUUUCCUGUGGACAACUUUAUUGCAACACACAGACAAGGCUACAGGAAAGGAUGGGAGGACAAAUGCUGACUCGGACCCAGUUUCUCAACACAGUGAGGUGUUGAGAUGAGGAGAAGAUGAGCAAGAGAAAGCGAAAGAACAAGAGCAAGAGCACGGAGGAAGAGGAAGGUUGUUGGCCUGAGUUACUGUAGGUUUUUUUCUCUCCACAUACUGCAAGAAAACAAACAAACAACAAAAAAGUAAUUGUAAUGGUAACAUGCUAACAUGUUUUACAACACUCUGAUUUGUGUAGUUUUCAAACAGGGUACGUUUAGGUAAUGUGGUCUUUAUACUGAUACUGGAGCUUUUUAUCGAAACACAAUUGAAAAAAGAAAAAAAUAUAAAAGACUGAAUGAAUAAUACAGCUUGUGAAUGAGUGGGUGAAUGAAUGAAUGAAUGAAUGAAUGAAUGAAUGAAUGAAUGAAUGAAUGAAAUUUUGAUAGUGCUUUUUCUAGACACCCAAAGCGCUUUACACGUACCACAGGGCACUGAUUACUGUAUGUGUAUGACUGAUGUGCAAGACGAACCUGGAUGAUGCAAUGGCAGCUGGUUGUGCUGAUAUGCACUCUUGGUUACAUGCUGGCCAACUCUAAGGGGACAGGGGAUGGGGAAAUUUCAUAUGAAUUCAGUAAUGGGGCAUCUGAUUUGUUAUCUUUUCAUUCCAAUGUUCAUUUCAAUGGGGAAAACGUACAGUCAUUUAACAAAUGGUCAAUGCCACAAAAAGUUAUACCAGAAAUGUGUUGUUGUUUUUUUAGCAUUCGUGAAUACAGCAAAUGGAUUACUGUGUAUAAAGCUAAUUUGAUGUGUCUGUCUUUGAGUGAAAACAAGCACCAGGUCAGUUGAGUUACUGUAUAGAUACGUUUUUUGUUUUGUUUAUCAACACGGUGUUGUGAGGAGGGGCAAGACACUGGCAGCCAACCACGUGAGCUAAUUUUUUGACCGACAGCGGUUUCCAACAAUCAGAGCUAGAGUUGUGCACAGCUAGUUUCGCGCAGUCAGGAGAAAACAAAAAUGUAGAACCCAUCUAUAGGCUUUAAUACACCAGUCUUCAGUCUUUAUUUUCAUAUUUCAGUCGAUUCAAAUUAAUAUAUUUGAAUGUUGACAACUUCAUUUGAGAACUAUUGAUGAAGGUAAUCCUGUAUGUCUGCCAUUCCAUAGUUUCAAUGUGCUAUGUAACACAUUUACAACAAGUAGUCAUAAAAUAGUCCCAAUAUGUCACCAGAGACUAUGCAAAGAUCAUUGACACAACUACUGACUUCAUUUUAGCGGAUAGAGCCAAGAGGUUCCAUGAAACAAAAGCAGGAUACUUUGGCUGUUAAUUCUUUUUUUGAAAUGUCAUCCUUUUGGCUGGACUAUGCUUCAUUUGUUAAACAAACAUUUUAUUUUCCAUUUUUCUGUAAACCAUCUCUGGGGAUCAGGAACAAAACUACUCGCCAUGACUUCAUAGCCCUUUUAAAGCAACACUAAGUAGAUUUUCAUCCUUAAAAUAAUCUGUCAAAAGACAUUUCAUCAUGGUUCAUCACCUUGCAACAGAGUGAAAAUCACUUCUGAAUUUGCAUUUGCUGCCCCCUGUGGGCGAUAAGGCAAGUUUGAAGGAGCAUGUCAUCUCUGUGGUUAGGCACAGUGGGCCUUUUUCACGUCAUGUCAGACACCUUUGAUUCAAUGCAUUCAAAGCAAGUAUAAAUUGAUUCCACUAACAUACAGGCAACUGUUUUCUAUGGUUCUAUGGUUCUGUGUGAAACCUGUAGGUGCUAGUCGUUUAUACCUGCUUCGCUUCAACUUGGAACGUGUUUGACAUCAUUGCGAAAAAUUGGCCAAUUCUUCUUUCAACCUGUCAGGCAACUGAGGGAAAAGAUACUGUUGCUUUUAGUACACUCACUACUCUCUUCACACAGACUAGGAUCUGAGUUAGCAAAUUACUUUCUAAUUCUGUUGUUUGAGCUGUUUUACAAUCUGGGUCUUUUUUUUCAGUACAAUAAAACUGCGCACAAUAAAAAAACUAAACAAACAAAGUAUUUAAAGCCUUACCACUGUCUUGUAACAUCUAGAUUGAAAUCGCACUGCUGUUGACAUUACCAUCACAUUUAUAAUUUUAUAAUGUUUUUGAGUACUUUGUACUGCAGAUGAUUCAUCACACAUUGUGUAAUAUUGUGGUAUUGUGUAAUAAUAAUAAAAAUAUUUCGGAAAUGUGGUUCUCAGGCAACUGCAGACAAUAAAAAAUGUGU
Engraulis encrasicolus (European anchovy) is the source of this 3405-nucleotide messenger RNA. RefSeq names its product solute carrier family 25 member 18 (gene slc25a18). Gene Ontology annotation, biological process: L-glutamate transmembrane transport; aspartate transmembrane transport; malate-aspartate shuttle. The coding region runs from base 78 to 1070 and encodes 330 amino acids. NCBI's taxonomy places the organism in Eukaryota, Metazoa, Chordata, Actinopteri, Clupeiformes, Engraulidae. The record is from RefSeq and is a predicted model, not a curated record. Gene Ontology annotation, molecular function: L-aspartate transmembrane transporter activity; L-glutamate transmembrane transporter activity. The transcript is spliced from 9 exons.